GGGAAAGUCAAUCUUUGAGUUUAUGAAGAUUCAGUGAUCAACAGUCUAGGACUUACUACACGUGGCAAAUCACUGCCUCGCUGAAGAACUAUGUUAAGUAGAAUUAGAUUGUAAACGUCUGUAAGUGGUCAAAUAAAUCUGUGAGAUUAUUGACUGUUAUUUUGAACGAUGUGUGAAGGUGUAAUCUACCUGGUUUCGGGACUUCAGGUUCUUAAAAAUCUGUGGUUGGACACUUCACGAGAUGGCUGGAAGAUAUUUUAGCCUUUUGUCAUCUAAACUCUGUUAACGUUCACUAGUUCUCACCUAUUUAUUCCUUCCAGUAAAUUUUCGUCCACUGUAGUUUAUUUUGGAUGCUAAUAAUAAUAAUUGAUUUUAGACUUCUGGUGACAUUGCUCAAAACUUUACAUUGAUGAAAAUCUUCUCUAGCGUUCAUUUGAUUACUCUCUUACACAUGCUUAAUUUAUGGAAGUAUAAUUACAUUUCUGUACUUUUCUGAAGUUGGGCAACUUAACAUAACACACCUCUGCACAAAGUCUUGCGUUGCUUCAUCAAUGUGCUGUAUGUGCACUUUUUGAUGGUUUUCCAUGGAUGUCUGGUUUAAGGAUUCUUAUUUCUCAUAUCUCAUAAAUCAAGUGAUUGACCACGUACUAUUUGACAUCGCUUAUAUUAAGUUCCCAUUAUAAUGCCCCACAAGUAAGUAUAUCUUUGCCAGUGUUAACAAGAAUCAGAUUUAUUAAAUGUGCAAUUUCUUGUAAUUUUUUCAGGCCCUCAAUGAUCCAAAUAACUGUUUUGUAUUCAUAAGUAUCUGCUGAGUUUUGCAACUGCGAGCUUCUUUAAAUCUUUAUCCAAAUGGAUCUUGUUUACAAGCUGAACAAAAGCUGUGGGACAUCCUCUAUUUCACGAAAGAUUCUGCAACCACUGACGUAUUCCUUCAUGGGAUUAAUUUCAAAAAUUGCACUAUUUCGUCAUUGUUUGAAUGUUAUUGGUUCUGAACGUUUGUUUCUAGCAAUCGAUAAACGACCAAUUAGUCAUCCUCUGAUUACUGUCAGUAAUCAUCAUUCAUGUCUUGAUGAUUUCUUCCUAAAUGGCUCUUUGUUACCAUUAAAAUACUUUGCUAAUGGUAUGUAGCAUCCCAGUAUUCAAAUAAUUUGGUGAAAUUUAGUAAAAAUAUGUCGUUGGUGCUUGACAGCCGUAGAUAUAUGUUAUACAUCAUGGUGGCAUAAUCAAUUUUUCUUCUGGUUCAAAGGAGUCCCUGUAUGGCGAAGAGUUCGUGAUCCGUUAUCUGGUAAGAUAACACAUUUCGGUGGUGGAGUAUAUCAGCCUAGUAUGGAUUUCUGUAUAGAUUUAUUGAAUUCUGGUCAAUGGAUUCAUGUAUUUCCUCAGGGUAGAAUCGUUCAACCACAUGAACGUAAUUUAGAACAAAAUAUCCGGCUACGUUGGGGAAUUGGACGAUUAAUAGCAGAAUCAAAAGAAGAUCCUAUUGUAAUUCCAAUAUGGCAUUGCGGUUUAGAUGAACUUAAUCCUUCUGAAGUACCAAAUACUUCUGUUACUCUAACACGUAUAUUUGGAAAAUCGUGUCAUGUAACUAUUGGUAUCGGUCAACCGAUUAAUGUCUGUGAUUUACGUCAAGAACUAAGGCAUAAUCUUCGUCAAUAUGAGACAUCAUCAGAAUUUCGUUCUAAUAUACACAGUACAUUUACUCAGGUUGUUCAAGAUCAACUGUAUAAACUCAAAGAAGAAACGGAAUAUGAACAUCGAAAAUUUUCUUCAACGUAAUAGCUAUACGUGUAUAUAUAUUUUUUGUAGUACAUAUCUUAUUUUUUACAAAUAGUUCCUUUAUUUUGUACUUUUAUUUACUUUAUUUUCUGUAGCAAUUAAUGAGGUCAUAAAUUGAUUACUCAGGAAUGAUCAUACUCUUUUUUCUUUCUUGAAUUGUUAGUGAAAACUUUAUGGUUACCGAUAAGUGUAGUAAAACAAGAAACUGAUUGGCAUUGAGUCAUACCUUAUAUUGAGAUGACUAGUAGAGAGUAUUAAUGAUAUAAGUAUAAAACUUGAGCACUGUGGUAGAGUGAGUAUAACUCCAUUAUGGAUAAAAUUUUUGUUUGAUAAAAUCACACAUUGGUGUUAUACAGUAAUAUUUACUGAUGACGCUUUGACCACAAAUUAUUACUGCUCAUAAUCAUAUCAAGUCACUCACACAAUUUUCUUGCUUCGUUUAUAUACAUGAGUAAAAAUUGAUGAUUAGACAUUUGAAUAAAAUUAAUAUUAGAUAAUGUACAUUCGGGAAUAAUAUUAGUGUUAUCAAUCAAAUACAAUUAAAUGGGAAAUAAGAUGUUUU
Trichobilharzia szidati is the source of this 2338-nucleotide messenger RNA. NCBI's taxonomy places the organism in Eukaryota, Metazoa, Platyhelminthes, Trematoda, Strigeidida, Schistosomatidae. The record is from the annotation of a GenBank genome assembly.